This is a messenger RNA of Venturia canescens, 1237 nucleotides long. Its product is annotated as farnesol dehydrogenase-like. Gene Ontology annotation, molecular function: oxidoreductase activity. Lineage: Eukaryota; Metazoa; Arthropoda; Insecta; Hymenoptera; Ichneumonidae. The transcript has 6 exons. The coding region runs from base 342 to 1109 and encodes 255 amino acids. The record is from RefSeq and is a predicted model, not a curated record.
UAAAUCAACAGUAGACAUCGCACGCUCAACUCGACGAUCCGUGACUCGUCACAAAUCAAUUACGCGAUAAGUUGCGUCGUGGUUUUUCUUUCGUUUCUAAUCGUCGUAUCUUUGGCUCGAGUAUUCUCCGGUAGUUUUCAUAUUUCAGGCUCUUUUGUUGGUUGAAAAUCAAGCGAUAAUUGACGUCAAGUGGCUGCGGAAUUCAGUCGAGUCGAGCUCCGCAAAUUCUCUCGCGAUCGGAUUACGGUUUCGGGUUCCGUGGCGCAGGGUGAAUCCCACUCAACAAAUUCUCGUGAUUUUGGUCAACGCCGGGUGUAAAAAUAAAUCAAACGCGCAGAGGCAUGGAUCGUUGGAGAGGAAAAAGUGCAGUUGUGACAGGUGCAUUUUCUGGCAUCGGGGCCGCAGUAAGUUCUGCUCUCCUCUCCAAUGGCAUAAACGUGACUGGCCUCGAUAUCCAAAAAGGAGGAUUCGCACCUGUGCCCGACUCGACCUCACGUGACUCCAAGUUUGGAAAAUUUUUCCACAUUUCUUGCGAUCUUUCAAAAGAGCGUGACAUUCUUUCGGCCUUCGAAAGAAUCGCGGAGGAACGAGCCGGCGUCGACAUUCUGGUUAACAACGCUGGAGUCAUCGAUUAUAAACGAAUAAUCGAGAGCGAUAGAGAGACUUACGAAAAACUUGUCAAUCUGAAUAUCCUCGGCGUUGCUUCGUGUACGAGGGAAGCGGUACGUUCGAUGCGUUCCAGGAACGUCGAAGGGCACAUUUUCAAUAUCAACAGCGUGGUAGGACACGAGAUCCCGGAACGAGCGUUUUCCGAUUCCAUCGAAAAGAAUGGUUUCAAUUUAUAUCCAGCAACGAAACACGCCACGGUAGCGAUGACCCACUCGCUUCGCCGAGAGAUUAUGGCUGCGAAACUUCCCAUCAGAAUAACUAGCCUCAGCCCAGGUCUGGUCAAAACGAACAUAGCAACAGCCGCGGGUUUCCCGGAACUUUUCGAAGAGAUUCUGGCCCUCAAACCGGAAGACAUUGCUGACGGUCUUAUUUACGCUCUCGGUACUCGACCGGAAGUGCAGGUAACAGAACUCACCAUCCGUCGUACAGGAGAGCCUUAAAGUUUCUGGGAUUCCAUUGAAAAAUCGAUGAAAAUACAAAAACCAUUCGUCCCGUUGAAGUACCCAGCGGAAAAUCGUUUCCAUCAUAUUUUCACUUCUGUUGAGAUAAAACAAAGUUUGACAAAUGA